Molecule: messenger RNA, 3245 nt
Organism: Salvelinus fontinalis (brook trout)
Lineage: Eukaryota; Metazoa; Chordata; Actinopteri; Salmoniformes; Salmonidae
Product: splicing factor 3B subunit 2-like
Exons: 22
Coding region: 91-2847 (918 amino acids)
Biological process (GO): mRNA splicing, via spliceosome
Cellular component (GO): catalytic step 2 spliceosome; precatalytic spliceosome; U2 snRNP
Source: RefSeq, a predicted model, not a curated record
UUCCCAUCGUGCCUUUAGAGAUUCGUCUGGUUCUCGUUGCUCUUGUUUCUGUUGUUUCUGUAGAGAGCCAUUUAUCGGUAGAAUUUCGAGAUGGCAUCUGACGGACCGCCGGGGACCGAACCUAUCCCCUCCGACUUGGGGAGCUCUGUGGCGGCCCUCAAUACAUGGACCAACCCAGAGCUUCAAGCCAAGCUAGGCGAGCUAGGCGCACCCAACAUGGGUCCCAGAGAGGAGAUGCUGGACAGGCUCAAGGGAUACAUGAUGCAGACUGGAAUGAUGCUCAGCAAACCCAACCUAGGGAGUGAUGAUAAACCUAUGACCCCGCAGGUCAGCACCAACCGACCCUAUAAGAUGCCAGGAAUCCCCCCCAUGCCCCCGAUGCCCAUGCCCCCCAUGCCUCCUGGUAUGGGUAUGCUCCAGGCGAUGAGCAUGAUGGCAGGUGGCCCCCCUCCACCAGGGAUGCGUAUGGGCAUGGAGCCUCCAGGCAUGCCCCCAAGCCUCUCCCAGGAGGACCAGCUGAAGAUGGUGCAGCAGAGGGCCGCCAUGAUGAUGCAGCACGAGGAGAGGGCCAAGCAGCAGGGGGAGUCCCGUGCUAUGGAAGAGCACAUGAAGGAGCAGGAACUUCUGGAGCAGCAGAAAAGGGCGGCGGUGAUGCUGGAACAUGAGAGGCAGCAGGAGCUGGCUAAGAGGCAGCAUGGAGGACCAGGGCCCAGGAUGUCUGACCCGGGGUCACGACCACCUGGCAUGAUGCCCCCCAUGAUGAGAGGUGUGAACCCUGGUGGAAUGAAUCCACCCCCUCCUGGAAUGAAUCCACCCCCUCCUGGAAUGAAUCCACCCCCUCCUGGAAUGAAUCCUGGUGGAAUGAACCCACCUCCUCAUGGAAUGUCCAUGAUGCAUACCCAGAGACACAGAGUUCCCCCUCCACCUGGAGAGGACGCCAGAGAGGUGUGGCAGGGAGAGGAUGUGGGUGUCGGUCCCAAGAUCCCCCAGGCUCUGGAGAAGAUUCUCCAACUGAAGGAGAUCAGACAGGAGCAGCUCGGCGCCACGCCCACAGAAGAGGAGGAGGAGGAGAGCCCAGAGAUGGAGAUGAACAGCUCCUCCGCUGCCGUCCUGUCUGAGACUGAAGAGGAGGACGGUUCUCUCUCUAAGAAAGACAAAAAUCGUAAGCGCAGGAACCGGAAGAAGAAGAACAAGAAGAGGCGUGAGCAGGAGAAGAGGGAGCAUGCGGAGGAGAAGAAAGAGGAGGAUGGAGAGAAGGAGAAAGAGCCUGAGGUGGAGAUCGAGUAUAUUACAGAGGAACCGGAGAUCUACGAUCCUAACUUCAUCUUCUUCAAGAGGAUCUUUGAGGCCUUCAAGCUGACUGAUGACGUGAAGAAGGAGAAGGAGAAGGAACCGGAGAAGGAGCCAGCUCCUUCUCUAAUGAGGAAGAAGGGAUUUGAGGAGGAAAAGAAGGACAGCGACGACAGUGACGACGAGAUCAGACCAGACGUUCCCAAGAUGUCUAAGAAGAAGCUGAGGAGAAUGAACAGACUAACUGUGGCUGAACUCAAACAGUUGGUGGCGCGUCCUGACGUGGUGGAGAUGCACGACGUGACGGCGCAGGAACCCAAGCUGCUGGUGCACCUGAAGGCCACCAGGAACACGGUGCCCGUCCCACGACACUGGUGCUUCAAGAGGAAGUACCUUCAGGGCAAGAGGGGUAUCGAGAAGCCCCCUUUCGAGCUGCCAGAGUUCAUCAAGAGGACAGGCAUCCAGGAGAUGAGAGAAGCUUUACAGGAGAAGGAGGAUGCCAAGACCAUGAAGACCAAGAUGAGGGAGAAGGUGCGUCCCAAGAUGGGCAAGAUCGACAUCGACUACCAGAAGCUCCACGACGCCUUCUUCAAGUGGCAGAUGAAGCCUAAACUCUCCAUCCACGGUGACCUCUACUACGAGGGGAAAGAGUUUGAGACGAGGCUGAAGGAGAAGAAACCAGGCGACCUGUCAGAUGAGCUGCGUAUUGCUCUGGGCAUGCCCGUUGGACCGAACUCCCACAAGGUUCCCCCUCCCUGGUUGAUCGCCAUGCAGAGAUACGGCCCCCCUCCCUCCUACCCCAACCUCAAGAUCCCCGGGCUCAACUCGCCCAUCCCUGAGAGCUGUUCUUUUGGUUACCAUGCUGGUGGUUGGGGGAAGCCUCCUGUAGAUGAGACAGGAAAGCCUCUGUAUGGUGAUGUGUUCGGGACCAACGCCGUCGACUUCCAGGCUAAGGCGGAGGAGGAGGAGGUGGAUCGCACGCCGUGGGGAGAGCUGGAGCCUUCAGACGAGGAGUCUUCCGAGGAAGAGGAGGAGGACGAGAGUGAUGAGGAGAAGCCAGACGAAACCGGAUUCUUCACACCGGCAGACAGUGGUCUGAUCACUCCCGGAGGCUUCUCAUCGGUACCUGCUGGUAUGGAGACUCCAGAGCUCAUUGAGCUGAGGAAGAAGAAGAUCGAGGAGGCUAUGGACGGGAAUGAGACUCCUCAGCUGUUCACGGUGCUCCCAGAGAGGAGAACCGGCUCUGGAGGAGCAGCCAUGAUGGCAUCCACACACAUCUACGACGUAUCAGGGGCCAUGGCGGGUCGUAAGGCGGGCGGAGGCCAGGAGUUCCAGGGGGUAGAAGUGGCCCUGGCCCCUGAGGAGCUGGAGCUGGACCCCAUGGCCAUGACCCAGAAGUACGAGGAGCACGUCAGGAACCAGGAGGCCCAGGUGGAGAAGGAGGACUUCAGCGACAUGGUGGCCGAGCACGCCGCCAAACAGAAGCAAAAGAAGAGGAAGGCCCAGCCUCAAGACACACGAGGAGGAGCCAAGAAAUACAAAGAGUUCAAGUUUUAGACCAUCAAUAUCACACCAGGAGGAAAUGGGAAGAGAGGACAGGCCGAACAAGACGAGCUCAGAUUUGAACCCACACAAAACCAUCUGUUAUUACAGUUGUCUUUUCCUCUUAAUGAUAAUGAUAAUACGUGUCUGGCAGAACUGGGGUCAGUUCCAUUAAAAUUCCAGUCAAUUUGGAAAAUAAACCAAAUUCCAAUUAUCAUAAUUGAAGAGAAUUUUUGUGUACUUUUGGAAUUGAAAUGGAAUUGAGCCCAACCCGGGUGUUCUGGAGACCCGUUGCCAGGUCUCCACUGUAGGCAGAAUUUAUAUAACCCAUCUAUUUUGUCCUGUGUGACUUCUUCUUUCCAUGUAGCUGUGCUUUUCUCUUUUUGUAAAUAAAAGACUCCAUGUCAAUCCAA